AUGAAGACGAAGAUCACGAUGCCCGCCCACUUGAUGUAUGAUGGGCAGGAGGAAAACCUGUUUGAGCACUUCAGCGCGGUAGCACAGCGGCUGGGUGUCUACACCGCCUUGGACGACAUCCUCGAGUUCCUGGUCAAGAGGUGGAACAUCGCCGGCCUCACUGGCUUGUCCGGGGAAGGGCGGCGCGCUCAGGAUUACCUCUGUUCCCUAGGACCAAGGUUUAGGAAGCUGGUGGAGCGAGCUCAGGGGAGCGGGAAGCAGUUGCCGGUUGUUCCUUUCAGCUGGAUCUAUGGCCGGCAAGUGCAGCUUUGA
Triticum turgidum subsp. durum (durum wheat) is the source of this 312-nucleotide messenger RNA. The record is from the annotation of a GenBank genome assembly. NCBI's taxonomy places the organism in Eukaryota, Viridiplantae, Streptophyta, Magnoliopsida, Poales, Poaceae.